This is a messenger RNA of Manis pentadactyla (Chinese pangolin), 7780 nucleotides long. It is a transcript of the gene EPB41L4A, whose product is annotated as erythrocyte membrane protein band 4.1 like 4A. Gene Ontology annotation, cellular component: cytoskeleton. The record is from RefSeq and is a predicted model, not a curated record. The transcript has 21 exons. Gene Ontology annotation, molecular function: cytoskeletal protein binding. NCBI's taxonomy places the organism in Eukaryota, Metazoa, Chordata, Mammalia, Pholidota, Manidae. The coding region runs from base 3881 to 5755 and encodes 624 amino acids.
AAUGCAGAUGUUUCUCAUCCUAAAUAAAUGUUGCCCUGUCAAAAAUUUGAUGUCCAGUAAGAAUAAAACAUUGAUACUACAAUUAAGGAAAGAUUAUGUAACUAAAGAAUACAUAAUCUUUCUAUUUCAUCUUAAGAAAUAGUUUGAUAAAGGAAAUGGUCUCAGAUCUCCAGUAGAUUAGUCAGAAUGAAUAUCUGUAAAAAUGAUUGACUCUUCACUAGGAUUCUCAUAGGUAAGUCUUGAUUUAUUUAUCUCCGAGCUAAUGCAAAACUAUCAGCAUUAAAGGCACUGAGAUUAGUCUUCAUGAAAGGCAGAUUAGAGGAUUCCUGAUUUCUGGCUUUUGUAUAUUUUGCUAAAGUGAAACAAUGCUAACUUAGUUUACAUAAGGAUUUCUUAAAGGUAGACUCUGUGGAAAGGCAUGGAUUCAAGAUAAAAAUAAUUUAGGAAUUUGUCUCAUUAGUGCCUGGCUUUUAUAGUCAGUCUUAGCAUAGGAAGCUAGACAUAUCCUUGUUCCAAAUUGUCCAUUUCCAUAGCCUUAGAUUGAUCUAUAAUACAGUGUGAUAUAUAUAUGAAAGUGUUUGCUUAUCCUAAAGAUAUGACAGUUUUUUUCCCUGAGAGGUUGUAUGUUCAGUGGCUAGAAAGCACUGAACUCUAGGUAUUAGCAAACUUGGUUCUUAUCCUUGUGAUCUUAAGCAAGUUGCUUACCUCCUUGAAGCUUCACCUGCCUUCUGUUUUACCAGGUGGUUGUUGAGAAUUGAAUUUUUAUGAAAUAUUUUUUGCACAUUAUCAAAUGGUAAUGAUACCUUAUAUUUAGAACACAAACCAUUUUAUAUACAAAUGGGAAAUAGCUGAUUUCAGCCAAAUGUCUUUAAGGGAAAUUAGCCAAAACCGAAUGUUUUUAAUUGUGUAUUUUUAAAAUUUCUAUUUAAUUGCUCAUUACUAAACCCAUAUGAGGUAUCUGGGCUUGGGCAAUAGGGUGUAAUCUGUCACAUUCCAGAGAAUAAAGGCAACUCUGGAAUGGAGACAAGGUCUUCUUCCCUUUGUGUACCGUCUCAGGAGCAUCUGUGCUUCUCCCGCCCCCUAGAUGCCAACCCCAGUGGCCUGCGGGCACAGGCGGACCCAUCUGCUCACUAACACAGAGCUUGAUUGACAGAGAUGGUGCACUCUCUGGUUCUUCUAAAUAUUUAAUAGUCUGUACCUCCCUGACAUCUAUCUUCAGGAGUAAAAGUGUAUUUGUUCAGAAACCUAAACAUGGCGAUUAAGUAAACAUAGAAGUUGAAUACGUGGAACCAACUCUAAUGAUAAAUGAUAACAAAGUUUCUUUUAAAAUGUAGUUUUUCGAAAAGCUCUAGCAUAUGGAGCGCCUUGUACAGAGAGGCACAGACGAGGGCAGAGGAGCAGGGCCCUGGUGUUGGGUGUCUCCGUUUGCUGAGAACAGGGCAUUGAGUUCUGCAAACACAGUGUGUGUGUGUCAUAAUAAUAAUAUAUUAGUAACAUAGUCUGUACAUUAGAAAUGCAUAUGGCUUUAUUACCUGUUUUUCCACUUAAUUUCCUUUCCCCAACUUUUAAAUUUGUGACUUGAUUUACUCAGUUAAAAGUGAAAAUGAACUUAGGGUGACUUUAUGUCAGUUACACAGUAUCAGAAACUUGGGAUCAGAAUGUAUAAGUGGAAGUAUUUUUCCUGCAAUGUAUACUUCACAUCUUCCCUUUGUGUGGGAGAGCUUUUGUUGAAGAAAACAUUAGAAACUAUGAGCACUAAUAGAUAAAGCUAUUUAAAAACAGAUUUAAUAUGAGAUUGAGUUCCCACACUGCUUAGGAUCAUGCAGUUUUGGAAACAGCUCAGGUUAGAUUCAUACCCUUUGUGACAGAAAUAUUUCUAGUAAUAGCAUAAUAUUAGGUGGUUGGCACCCAAGGGCCUUGUGUUCUCUUGCACAAUAUGAGUGUCUAAUUAUAUCGUAUAUUUGCCCGUGUAGGAAUACUUCCAGACUUUGUUUCAUAUGUAUAUUUGAUGUUUGUGCACAUAGUUCUGUAUGUGGCAAAUGACUGAGAUGGGAAUAUUUUCUUAAAUAUGUAAGAAUACAGUCUUAGAAAAGUUUGAGACAAAUAUUGCCCCUAAUCCUACCACAUAACCUUGCUGAUGAUUUUUUGUUUCUUCAAAAGGUAAGACAUAUAUAGUGAAGAAAUUUAUAACAUUACUUUUGCUAAGACACAAUUUAAUUGAUUUCACUGAAAAGAAAAGGUAAAUAUUUGAGGUGAUAGAUGUGUUAAUUAAUUCAAUGGUGGGGGUGAGGGAAAUCCUUUCACAAUGUAUACCUAUGUCAAAUCAUCACAUUGCACACUUUAAAUAAAUAACAAUUUAAUUUGUCAAUUAUACCUCAGUGAAACUGGAAAAAAAUUUUUUUCCAGUCCCUCUUCCCAAAGUUUGUUACUGUUUGUAAUUUCCUAUGUAUUUUUCAUAUGUAAAAUUCCUAAAGAAUUUUAUCAGAUAACUUUCUUUUUCACAAAAGGAAUCAGUUAGAAAUACAGAUGGGUGCUCUUUCCCCGUCAGCACAUAGAGUUGUCCCUCUGCCCAUUUAAACAGUGGCACGGUGCCAUGUACAUGCCCUGUGGUUGAUUUAAAUGGCCCACCUUGCUCUUUGCAGCUAUUUGUGUGUGUAUGUGUGUGUGCUUCAUGCAAUAGUGAUAGGUGGAUAGUUUUUAAAACAAUUAAUUUUGUUUAUCAGUAGUCUUCCUUCAUCAUGAUAAAACACAUGUAUGUUGUAGAAAAUGUGAAAAAUGGAAAAAUUAUAAAUAAAUAAAAAUUGUGUACAACCUCCCUAACCUGGCAGCACUCUAGUCUGUUUGGCCCUCUCUUUUUUGCUGUGUCUGUGAACCACAGACCCAUGCAUACACAGAUGCUUGCAAAGUUGAAGUACUGUUACACAAUUCUGAACCCUGUUUCUUUCAUUUUGUAUCAUAUUGUGUCUUUAGAAAUUCCUGGUGAGUUUUGAAACAACUUUAUUGUGAUAUCUUUGAGAUAUAAAAAUUGUAUAUAUUUAAGGUAUAUUAACUUGAUGUUUUGAUGUAUGUAUACAUUGAGAAGAUCACCACAAUCAAGCUAAAUAACUUCUCUACAUAGUUAUCUGUGUGUGAAGGGGUUGGUGGCCUGAGAAAAUUUAAGAUCUGUCCUCUUAGCAAAUUUCAAGUAUACAAUACAGUAUCAUUAACUAUCCAUCACCAUGGUGUACAGCAGAUUCCCAGAACUCAGUCAUCUUGCAGAACUGAAACUUUGCACCCUUUGACUGACAUCUCACCACUUCCCCCUCUGCCAAACCCUGACAACCACCAUCCUACUCUGGCACCUGUGCAUGUGACUGUUUAGGUCUCACAUAUAAGUGAGAUCAGGCAGUGUUUGUUUGUGUGUGUGUCUGGCUUAUUUCACUCAGCAUAGUGUUCUCCAGGUUUGUCCACAUUGCCACAAAUGGAAGAAUUUCCUUAUUUUUAGGGCUGAAUAAUUUUCCAGUGUGUAUAUGUGUAUCACAUUUUAUUUAUCCAUUCGUUUAUUGAUGGACAUUUAGGUUGCUUCCUUAUCUUGGCUUCUGUGAAUAAUGCUGCAGUGAACACAGGAGUAUCUUUUCGAGAUCCUACUUUCAUUUCCUUUGGAUAUAUACCCAGUAGUGGGAUUGUUGGAUCAUAUGGCAGCUAUAUUUUUAAUUUUUUCAGAAACUUCUGUACUGUUUUUCAUGAUGGCUGUACCAAUUUACAUUCCCAUCAACAGUGUGUAAGAGUUUCCUUUUCUACACAUCCUCACCAACACUUUCCUUGUUUUUGAUAAUAGCUACUCUUAUAGGUAUGAAGUAAUAUCUCACUGUGGUUUUGAUUUGCAUUUCCCUGAUGACUAAUGAUGUUGAGGACCUUUUUGUGUAUCUGCUGGCCAUCUAUAUGUCUUCUUUGGAAAAACAGCCAUUCAGCUGGACCUCCAUAUACUUUGUAUUUUGGUAUUAAAUUCUAUGCUGAAGAUCCAUGUAAGCUUAAAGAAGAAAUAACCAGGUAUCAGUUUUUCUUGCAGGUGAAGCAAGAUGUCCUUCAGGGCCGGCUGCCUUGCCCUGUCAACACUGCUGCUCAGCUGGGAGCCUAUGCCAUCCAGUCUGAACUUGGAGAUUACGACCCUUAUAAGCAUACUGCGGGAUAUGUGUCAGAGUACCGGUUUGUUCCUGAUCAGAAGGAGGAACUCGAGGAAGCCAUAGAAAGGAUUCAUAAAACUUUGAUGGGUCAGGCUCCUUCUGAAGCGGAGCUAAAUUACCUGAGGACUGCCAAACCCCUGGAGAUGUAUGGUGUUGACCUCCAUCCCGUCUAUGGAGAAAACAAAUCUGAAUAUUUCUUAGGAUUAACUCCAGUUGGUGUUGUCGUCUACAAGAAUAAAAAACAAGUGGGAAAGUAUUUCUGGCCCCGGAUUACAAAGGUUCACUUCAAGGAGACACAGUUUGAACUCAGAGUGCUGGGAAAAGAUUGCAAUGAAACCUCAUUCUUUUUUGAAGCUCGAAGUAAAACUGCUUGCAAGCAUCUUUGGAAGUGUAGUGUAGAGCAUCAUACAUUUUUUAGAAUGCCAGAAAAUGAAUCGAAUUCAUUGUCAAGAAAACUCAGCAAGUUUGGAUCCAUGAGUUACAAGCACCGCUAUAGUGGCAGGACAGCAUUACAGAUGAGUCGAGAUCUUUCUAUUCAACUUCCACGGCCAGAUCAGAAUGUGGCAAGAAGUCGAAGUAAGACUUAUCCUAAGAGAAUAGCACAAACACAACCAGCUGGCUCAAACAGCAUAAAUCGGGUAACUACGAACAUGGAAAAUGGAGAAAAUGAAGGAACAACUAAAAUUAUCGCCCCUUCACCAGUAAAAAGCUGUAAGAAAGCAAAGAAUGAAAACAGCCCUGAUACCCAAAGAAGCAAAUCUCAUGCUCCGUGGGAAGAAAAUGGCCCCCAGAGCGGACUCUACAACUCUCCCAAUGAGCGCACAAAAUCCCCAAAGUUCCCCUGCACACGCCGCCGAAACCCCUCCUGUGGGAGUGACAAUGACUCUGCACAGCCAAUGAGGAGAAGGAAAGCCCAUAACAGUGGUGAGGACUCAGAUCUAAAGCAAAGGAGAAGGUCACGCUCACGCUGUAACACAAGCAGUGGUAGUGAAUCAGAAAAUUCUAAUAGAGAACAUCGGAAAAAGAGAAACAGAACACGGCAGGAGAAUGACAUGGUUGAUUCAGCGCCACAGUGGGAAGCUGUUUUAAGGAGACAAAAGGAGAAAAACCAGGCGGACCCCAACAACAGACGAUCUAGACACAGAUCUCGCUCGAGAAGCCCUGAUAUCCAAGCAAAAGAAGAGUUAUGGAAGCAUAUUCAAAAGGAACUUGUGGAUCCUUCUGGAUUGUCAGAAGAACAAUUGAAAGAGAUUCCAUACACUAAGAUAGAGACACAAGGUGACCCAGUCCGCAUCCGGCAUUCCCAUUCGCCGCGAAGUCACCGCCAGUAUCGCAGGUCCCAGUGUUCAGACGGCGAGCGAUCCGUUCUCUCGGAGGUGAACUCAGAAGCGGGCCUCGUGCCCCCGCUUCCCGUGACCCGCUCUUCCGAUGCUCGAGGCUCUGGCGGCUCCACAGUUCACCAGAGAAAAAAUGGGUCUAAAGAUAGCCUGAUUGAAGAAAAGACUCAGACAUCAACAAGCAAUCUGGCUGGAAAACACACAGCAAAAACAGUAAAAACUAUCCAAGCUUCACGCCUCAAGAUAGAGACUUGAUCCCAGUGCAAAAGGGUUUGGAAUGGGGGGUGGGAAGGGUGUGUGUGAAUUUGAAACUGUGAAUUUUAAUUAUUCAAGUAUCUUGGACCUGCUCAAGUGUUUUCUUCAGAAGAAAAUAAUUUAGUGUUGUAUCUUUUAAAGGUUGAAGUACAGCAUAUCUGUGCCAACAGGCCUUUUUAUUUGUAACUGGAAGGACAGCAAUCUUGUAAAAGCUCAUUCAUUUGAUGCUGAAUUUUCCUUCCUGGAAACUCCAACUGUCUCGGGUCCACCACAACCAAGACCAGAUGCUUCUGAUCAAAGUUCUGGAAUCCUGGGCUGCAGCUGGUUGGCUGUGCAACAGCGUACCAAGGGGGAUGGAAAGGUUCUUCCCAGCUCUAGCUGAUCUCAACUUGUGCACACGUGAACUGAGGCAUCACUUUGAUUGCAGAUAUUUUUAUCCAUAUAAAUAUGUUCUUUUAAUACUGUAUUUUGUGGCAUUAAGUUCCACUGGUUAUUUACAAAUGUAAAAACUUUUUAAGUGUUGCUUUUAAUUUGUAAUGUUUAGUUUUCAGAAAGAAAAGGUGGUUAUGUGUAUUUCAGUUGACCCGUUUAUAAAUCCAUGAUCCCCAACCUCAAAUGGUCCCUUUGUCCUUCCUGGUGACUUCUGACCUCUCCUCUCUGUGAAGAGCUUAUUUUCCCUAUUAAUAGGGAAAAUAGGAAUACACUGGACCUUUUUCAUCUUCCCAUUACUCCACAAAGCUUUCCACAGUGGCCAUCCACCCAAAUCCUUCCUCUUGUCCUGUCCCCCCACCUGCAUCUUGGCAUCACCUCCUUUGGCCUUCUUGUCCCUGCUCUCCCUUCUAUCAAUAUAUUCCACCGUUCCCUUUCAGGUAUCUUUGCCACUUGGUUUUAAACUUUUAAGACAUACCUAAAAAAGCCAACCAGCCAACUUUCACAACCAUAAACCCCCUUCCAGCUACCUUUUUCCACUUUCCAAGUUUCUUGGAAAGAUUAUUGGUAGCCAAUAUUCUGUCCUUAAUCCAUCUGAUCUGUUAGCUGAUCCCUAGUAUAUUCUCCCCCACUGCUCCGCUCCACUAAAGCAGACCUCCGCUGCAAUCACCUUCACAUCACCAAACACCUACGGUAACUUAAGACUGCCUUGCAACAUUUUCUUGCUGCUUUAAAGCAGCACUAUUUUUAAAAAUAUUCUGACCAUCCUUUGCUGCUCAUGCUAUUCUACCUCACCAGUUAAUUAUCGGAGUUUCAUCGCAUUUAUGCUCAUGGAUUUAGGGUUUAUUUCUAUAGCUUAGACUAUGGACCAGUGUUGUGCCAACUUAGAUCUCUGCAAGGUGAUGCCAAUUCAACUAUCUUAAAAUGCUGCUCCCCAGCUGCAUUUAGGGGCAUUACAGCUGGGACUACUCACAAAGCAGUCACUGGGGACACCUCCCCACUUCCAAACCCUGCUGUAGCUUAACUAGCUCUCUCCAUUAAUUUUACACACCCUGGUCCAGGGGCGUCAUCUCUUGCCUAGACAACCGCAGUAGCCUCCAAGUGGCUAACCUGUAUUACAUUUCUUGCACGAAUUUGUUAGGGAUUUCCUUUUGCUUUAAAUAGCCUUAAGGGUUUGGGCUCUGACCUGUUCUCAUCGUUAACACCCCCAGCUCCCAUAACGGCCACCUUCAAUCUCAAUAAGCACUCAACUCCUGUCUGAAUGAGGGCACUUCAGAGGGGAAGCAGCUAUCACUGUCACCGAGUCUGGAUUUAUAGUCAUACCCUUUUUUCUAGCCCAAGGCCCUGGCACAUACCAUUCCCCGAAUUUUGCCUUGCAAAAUUGAUACCUACCCUUAGUCUCAACUGCUUUUCCAGGUUUCCCGGACUUGGUCAAAUCCUAUCAUGCAUGGGACAUGUCUCAACAAAAGUUUUACAUCUGUGACAUUUCCUCUGUUCAGUUGUAAGCUUCCAAAGGCAGGAACUGUGUUUUGCUUAUUACCAUUGUGUUCCUAGCUCCCAAUUCAGUGCUUUCAAUAAAUUCUUUGAAUGACUGAA